Molecule: messenger RNA, 4012 nt
Organism: Ctenopharyngodon idella (grass carp)
Lineage: Eukaryota; Metazoa; Chordata; Actinopteri; Cypriniformes; Xenocyprididae
Gene: ezh1
Product: enhancer of zeste 1 polycomb repressive complex 2 subunit
Exons: 20
Coding region: 662-2917 (751 amino acids)
Biological process (GO): chromatin remodeling
Molecular function (GO): protein binding; histone H3K27 methyltransferase activity
Source: RefSeq, a predicted model, not a curated record
GAGAAAGAGCAUGUGUGCACGACAUGUUUAAAUCGUCUUAGCGUGUAUCGUUUGCUUCACAGCUUCUCGUGCAAAUAUUUUCAACGUGUGGCGUUGUUGACGCUUAGCGUCCUUCAUUAUGAACGCUUUCGUUCGUGGCCCGUGUAGCCUUGCACUAUCCCUUUCCAAACCUUUUAUAUUUGAUUUUAGUUUCUCGAAAGUUCGAGAAAACAUUAUUGAGGGGUUAAGAAAUGGUGAAAAGUGUACUACGCACUUAUCCGCACCGUGGUGAUAUGAGCUCGCGAGAGAGACACGCCCACUUCCAGUGUGUACGCGUGAGGAGCGCGUGUUUUUCCGUGCACAGUGUCACUUUGAUGCUAUUUGCAUAAGCAGUUUUCUUCCUGACAGCCAAUACGUUUUUAUCAUUUUCCAUCAAAUUAUUAUCGAGUUUCGUUAAUCUUAAGUACUAAUCUGAAUUGGAGACCUUUAAAUGGUGUGUAAUGCGGAAUGUUGGUUGUGUUUUGUGAACUGCAGGGGGCAGUGAGUGAGUCCUAUAUGAAGUCAGUAUUGAAUGAUAAAGUUUGAGUCAUGCGAUUUAUAGGUCCCUUGAGUGUGUGUGUGUCUCCGUGAAAGAGAAUGAGUCACAUCUGACGGGAACCCUUCUGGAAGUAUUGCUCCUGUCAUGGAGGAGGUGUCAGGUCCCCGGUCCUGCACUGCAAAGCCCCCUCGCAGUCUGCUGGAAUGGAAGAAGAGAGUCAAGUCUGAGUACAUGAGGUUGAGACAGUUGAAACGCUUCCGCAAAGCUGAGGAGGUCAAGGCUCUAUUCCAGUCGAAUCGCCGUAAGAUUGAAGAAAGAACUGAGCUGCUGAAUGAGGAAUGGUCCAAGCUCCGAAUCCAGUCCAUUCCUCUGUCCACAACCGGUGGCUCUCUGCCCAACAAAAAGUUGUGCAUGGUAGAGUUUGGCUUUCCGUCCUUUCCGAACCAGGCCGUUGCCAUGCGUCCCUUGACAACUGUUGCUGGGAUACCAUUCAUGUACUCCUGGUCCCCUUUGCAGCAGAACUUCAUGGUGGAAGAUGAGACGUUUCUGCAUAAUAUCCCUUACAUGGGAGACGAGGUGUUGGAACAGGAUGAGGCUUUCCUGGAAGAGCUUAUUGAUAAUUAUGAUGGGGUGCAUGGUGACAGAGAGGGAGGAUUCAUAAAUGAUGAGAUCUUUAAGGAGCUGGUGGAGGCAUUGAGCCAAUACUCAGACCCAGAGGAAGAAGAGGAGGAAGAGCCUACAGAGAGGGCAGAGAAUAAGGAGGAGGAGGAGGAGGAGGAGGAGGAGAAAGGGAUUCAGAAAAGUGUAGCAGAAGGACCUGAGGAGUCAAAAGGGGGCUUCUUCAAGAGAAAGAGGAGGAGCACUGCUGAAGGAAGAGAGCUCUCCACUAAUAAGAAGAUUCCUCAUGACAAGAUUUUCACAGCUAUUGCGUCCAUGUUUCCAUACAAAGGCACCAUGGAGGAGCUGAAGAACAAAUAUAAGGAUCUCCUGGAGCCGUCCAGCCCUGUGAAGUUGCCUCCUCUCUGCACGCCCAGCAUGGAUGGCCCCUUUGCCAAAUCUGUUCAGAGAGAGCAAAGUCUGCACUCUUUUCAUACGCUUUUCUGUCGCCGCUGCUUUAAAUACGACUGCUUCUUGCACCCUUUCCAUGCGUCUCCUAAUGUAUAUAAGAGGAAGAAUAAAGAGAUCCGUAUGGAGACAGAGCCCUGUGGACUGGACUGCUUCCUGCUGCAGAAAGGAGCAAAAGAGUUUGCUGAUCAAAACAUGCUGAGGUCUCAAAGGCCCCGGCGUCGACGCCGACAGCCCCGCCCCUCAAGUUCAUGUGGCCCCUCAGGCUCCGGUGAGGAGGGAAAAGAAGGAGACAGCGACCAUGAGACCACCAGUUCCUCAGAGGGUAACUCUCGGUGUCCCAGUCCCACCAAACUGAGACCAGGGGAGGAAGGAGCAGAGGAGUCUGAGUUGCCUCCUCAGUGGAGUGGAGCAGAGGAGUCUCUGUUUAGAGUCCUGCACGGCACAUAUUACAACAACUUCUGCUCUAUUGCACGACUCAUUGGCACAAAGACGUGUAGAGAGGUAUACGAGUUUGCAGUGAAGGAGGUGCUGAUUCACCGUGUUCCACUGGAGGAUGGUGGGAUCUCACCUCAGAAGAAAAAACGAAAGCACAGGUUAUGGGCUAAGAUACAGCUGAAGAAAGACAACUCAUCCAAUCAAGUGUACAAUUAUCAGCCAUGUGACCACCCUGAGCACCCAUGUGAUAGCUCCUGUCCAUGUGUGAUGACACAAAACUUUUGUGAGAAAUUCUGCCAGUGUGAUCGCGAGUGUCCGAAUCGGUUUCCUGGCUGUCGCUGCAAGACUCAGUGUAACACCAAGCAGUGUCCGUGUUACCUGGCCGUGCGGGAGUGUGACCCUGACCUCUGCAUGACCUGUGGGGCCGCAGACCACUGGGACAGCAAACAGGUCUCUUGCAAGAACUGCAGCAUCCAGAGAGGACUCAAGAAGCACCUGCUCCUGGCCCCAUCUGAUGUUGCAGGGUGGGGUACAUUUAUCAAAGAGCCAGUCCAGAAGAACGAGUUCAUCUCUGAGUACUGUGGAGAGCUUAUUUCCCAGGAUGAAGCAGACAGGAGGGGCAGAAUCUACGACAAGUACAUGUCCAGCUUUCUGUUCAACUUGAACAAUGACUUUGUAGUGGAUGCCACUCGAAAAGGGAAUAAAAUACGAUUCGCCAACCAUUCUGUCAACCCCAACUGUUACGCAAAAGUUGUCAUGGUUAACGGCGAUCACCGCAUCGGAAUCUUUGCCAAGCGCUCCAUACAACGAGGAGAAGAGCUCUUUUUUGAUUACAGGUACAGUCAAGCAGAUGCAUUGAAGUAUGUUGGCAUUGAGAGGGAAGUCGACAUUGUGUAGAUAUGCAUCUUGAGCGUGUCCACGUUUAGCUGGUAACAUUUUUGCCUACCCACAAUGCUUUGCACUUCACCGAGGGUGAGAUUUAAGAAUUCCUAUGGGGCAUAUUUUUGUAAUGACAUCACAGAUUGAUCUGAUGAUGCAGUCAGAGUGUGAUGUCACUACUUUAACCUGUGGUUUAACUGAAUUGUCUAAACAAACGUUUUUGUUUACUUUUUUGUGAUGAUGUUUGUGAUGACAUUGAAGAAACCAAAAGGUGUCCUCAAAAUGAUAAAUCCACUCCUCCACAUUUGCACUAUAUGGCCAAUACCACAGGAUAUCGAUAGACGGCAUCAUUUUCUCUGUCAUGGAAGGAAGAAUGCCAGUUCAGACAAUUGUCAUGAAGUUUUUUUUCUUUCUUUUUUUUUUCUUUUUUUUAAUCUUUCCAUUCAAAAGGCUCUGUAAACAGCUUUUGAAAUAGCUAUAACCUCUAUAUGCUCAAUAUAUACUGUAACUGCAAACUGAAUGCAUCACACCUAGCCGUUGUUGUUGUUUCUGGUCAAAAUAUUCUGUAGUGCAAAACAUCAAGCAAUAUUUCAUUGUUACAUUUGCACUUAUAGUCAGUCAGGUCAGUAUCUUUUCUUUCUAGAACAAACUUCAGUAAACUUGUCUGCAACCUGGUGUCAUUUGAUGUUAGCCUGUUACUGUAAUGUGCAUUGCUCUUGCAGUCCAUAUCUAUCUAUCUAUCUAUCUAUCUAUCUCUCUCUCUCUCUCUCUCUCUCUCUCUCUUCAUCAGCUGUAAGCUGCUUGCUGUAUUGCACAAUGCUGCCUCAUUUUGUCAGAUAUUACUAUUCUAACUAACAUAGCACUAAGGCAGUUAAUCUUCAUUUCUGCUUAAACUGUAUGAGGUUAAAUAUUGUUAAUGUUGUGUAGAAAUAAACAAAACAAGUAACCAUAUAAACCGACAGACUGAAUGUGAACCGUGAGCUAAAGAGCGACUUAAAGGACAUUGUUUAGCAGGCUUUUUUUUUUAAGAGUGAGUGUACAAAAUAGGCCUUACAAGGGUUAGGAUUUGGGUUUCACUGUACCAUUUUAUGUAAAAUAAAGAGCUAAACCAAA